AUGGAACAGCAAUUGGGGCAAGUAUUAUCUCAAAUGUUAGAAACUAUUCGAGGAAUUCAAGUACAACAAGCGCAAUUACAACAACAAUUACAAAAUACGGAUAAAUCGGUGAGUGGAAUUACAUUACAACCAUACGACGAAAACAAUGAAAGUUUCGCAUCGUAUUUACAAAGGUUAGAAAAUUACAUUAAUUUAAAAGGAGUCACAAAUGAUAAAACAAAAUCACAGAUUUUUCUGAACUGCAUUGGUCCUAAAUACUACCAAGUUUUACAAAAUAUUACAGCACCUGAUUCUCCGAAAACUAAAUCAUAUUAUGACCUGAUACAAUUAUUGAAAAACCAUAUCGCACCUGAACCCGGUGAAGUAGCCCAACAGCACAAAUUUUGUUUAAGACAACAAUACGAAUGUGAAAGUAUUUCGAAUUAUGUUGCUGGUUUAAAAGAACUAGGGGGAAAAUGUAACUUUAAAUGUGCGAGCUGUCAACACAGCACAUUUGAAACUCAUCUGCGAGUACAAUUCAUACGAGGUCUCCGGAGUACAGAAAUAAAAGAAAGAUUACUACAAGAAAGCUCAUCUACAAAAGUUGAUGAUUUAAUUAAGAUUGCAAUGGCGAUUGAGACAUCAAAAGCUGAAACAAAAGAAAUGUGUUCUGGCCAAUAUAAGAACACAGUUAUUGAAGGAAGAAUCUUUGUAAUUGACCGCGAAGUAGACACCGUAGUUGGAAGAGAAUGGCUUAGAAAAUUGAACUUAAAUUUUGAAUUAAAUACAAUAUACAAAGAAGAACAAGACAUAACAGAGAAAGAAUUCAAAUAUAAAUUACAAACAUUAUUAGAAGAAUAUAAAGAGUUAUUUACAGAAGAAAUAGGUGAAAUUAAAGAUUAUCAAGCAGCAUUUAAAUUGAAAGAAGGUUCAGUUCCAGUUUACUUAAAGCCACGCCCAGUACCAUUUGCAUUGAAAAAUCAAGUAGAGGCAGAAAUUGACAGAUUAGAAAAAGAAGGCAUAUUAGAAAAGGUUACAUACUCACAGUGGGGUACACCAAUUGUCCCCGUGUUGAAACAUAAUGGAAAGGUACGACUAUGUGCCGACUACAGAGCUACAUUAAAUAAAAACCUAGAGAAUGACAAUUAUCCAAUUCCCCGAGUUGAAGAGAUAUUUUCAAAGCUCAGCGGUGGUAAAUAUUUUUGUACAUUGGACAUUAACCAAGCGUAUUUACAUAUGAAGACAAGUGAUGAUACAGCAGAGAUGCAAGCCAUAAGUACAUGUAAGGGCACAUACAAAGUAAGAAGACUGAUGUUCGGUGUGAAAAUAGCACCAAAUGUUUGGCAAAGAUACAUGGAUCAGACACUACAAGGAUUAGACGGUACAGCUUGUUUUUUCGAUGAUAUCGCUUUACAAGGACAUUCAUACAUACAAUUACUACAAAGAAUCCGAAAGGUAUUUAAUAAACUUAAAGAAUGUGGAUUACAUCUAAACAGGAAGAAGUGUCAAUUUUUUCAAAAAUCAGUUACAUAUUUGGGACAUAAAAUAAAUGAAAAAGGAUUACACCCUACAGAAGAAAAGAUAAAUGAUAUAAAGAAUAGCCCACGUCCCACAGAUGUUACAUCUCUACGUACUUUCUUAGGAAUGAUAAAUUACUAUCAACAAUUUAUAUCUAAUUUGGCAUCUAAACUAAAUCCUUUAUACAAGCUAUUACAGAAAGAUACAAAAUUUAUAUGGAAUAAAGAAUGUGAACAAGCAUUUCAAGAGUUGAAAAAUGAACUAUGUGGAGAAAGAGUACUUAUACCAUUCCAUGAGAACUUACCUGUCACAUUAGCUACAGACGCAUCUCCUACAGGAUAUGGAGCUGUUUUAUCACACAUUAUGCCGGAUAAAACUGAACGACCUAUAGCAUUUGCAUCAAGAUCUUUAACUAAAGCAGAAAAAGGUUACAAGAAAGUUACACCAGCUACAACAGCCAUACGACUAGUACACUAUGCAAACUUUUUAGCAGGAUUUGACUAUGAGAUACGAUUAAGGAAGACUACAGAACAUGCGAAUGCCGACUAUUUUUCAAGAAUACAAUAUACAGAUACAACUGAUAGGAAUGAGACAAUGACAGACGAUGAAGCGUUUUACCUAAAUCAAAUUGCAGAAAUGCCAGUUUCAUUAAAGGAAAUAAGAGAAGCUACAGCCACUGACCGUGAGUUACAAAAAUUAUACAUAGAGAUACAGUCAGGAAGAGAAGAUACAGGAAGACUAUACGAAUAUUCGUUACAAAACAAUUGCAUAUUUUAUGGCAUAAGAAUUGUAAUACCUAAAAAAUUACAACCUCAAAUAUUAAAAGAACUACAUACAGCUCACACCGGUAUUGUGAAGAUGAAGGCGUUAGCCAGAAGCUACGUCUGGUGGAAGAAUAUAGACAUGGAUAUAGAGAACAUGGUAAAGCAAUGUAAAACAUGCUGUUUAAUGAAGAACAACCCUACUAAAGUACCUAUACACAUCUGGGAAUAUCCGAAAGAACCAUGGAGUAGAAUUCAUAUUGAUUACGCAGGACCAUUCAUGAAUCAAUAUUUUCUUAUUGUGGUAGAUGCCUACACAAAAUGGUUAGAGGUAAUACCUACUACUUCUAUCACAGCUACAGCUACUAUUAAUAUUUUAAAGAAAAUCUAUACUACGUUUGGCUUACCAGUUACCCAAGUAUCUGAUAAUGGAAGACAAUUUAGAUCAGAGGAAAUGUUAAGAUUUUUAAAGGAAAAUGGAAUUCAAGCAAAGUUUACAGCACCAUUUCACCCAUCUACAAAUGGUCAAGCAGAAAGAUAUGUACAAACGGUUAAAAAUAAACUUAAAGCAAUGAUGAACGAAGAAGGAUCUGUACAAUAUAAGUUACAAAGAUUUUUAAUGAUGUAUAGAAAAACACCUAAUAGCUCUACAGGGCAGAGUCCAGGAGAAAUGAUGUUUAAAAGAAUAUAUAGAACAAGAAUAGAUUUAGUGAAAAGAAAACAAGAAGUUAGAGAUUGCAACAAUGAAGAAUUAAAGGUAAACAAAGAGUUUAAACCAGGGGAUAGAGUACAAAUAAGGAUGUAUGAUAGUAACAAAUGGAAAUUUGGAAGAAUAUUAGAGAGAAAAGGAAAAUUACAUUACGAGGUGGAAGUAGAUGGAAAGAUACAUCACAGACAUAUUGAUCAGAUAAUAAAGACAUCUUGUUUGAGUGAGAACUUUAAUACACCAGAUACUUACCGACCAACGUACCUGCAAGAGAAUUCACCUACACCAGCUUCACCUGAAAAAGAAUGCAUACAACCUAGCCCUACAGUAAUAUUACAUACAAGUCCUACUCGAAGAAGAUCAUCUACACAGCCAGUAGAAAGUCCAGGAAAUUACCAACCAGAAAACCUUGUACCAGAAACAAUUCCAGAUACACAUGAACCUACACCGUCCAGAAUUGAAAUCCGUCGUAGUACUAGGAUGAGAAGACCUCCAAACAGAUUGAACCUUUGA
Molecule: messenger RNA, 3477 nt
Organism: Colias croceus (clouded yellow)
Lineage: Eukaryota; Metazoa; Arthropoda; Insecta; Lepidoptera; Pieridae
Exons: 3
Coding region: 1-3477 (1158 amino acids)
Biological process (GO): DNA integration
Molecular function (GO): nucleic acid binding
Source: RefSeq, a predicted model, not a curated record